GUCACUUUUGAAUCAAUCGGAAUAGUAGUGGUAGAACAUUUUAAAGCUCAAUUUAAAGUUUAUGUACAAACAUACUUGUGAUUGCCGGUUUUCAUACUUAUAAACUAUAUUAAGAAAAUCAUUAUCAAUGUGAAUACUGAACAAGUGUUUUAAUAUACGACACAAUAUAGUUUUUGACCUCUUCGCUACACGGGCACGCUUUUCGUAAGCGAAUCGACGAGGAAGAAGUGUGUGUUCCCACGUGAUCUUUCAUACGCGCACAGUAACCAUGCAUUUCUGCCACACGCUCCCACUAGCGACCGUGUGCGUUUGGCUGGCGUUGUUAGGCGACGCUGGGUGUUUUCCAACUCACACCAAUACGGCAAAAAGGCAUAAUCCGCUUAUAACGAGACUGGCGAAGCUUCAGGCACAAAUACACCAUCUUCAGGAGAAAAUCGGGGACACUACCGAAUAUUCAGACGACCCAGUCCAGGUCGCCUUCAGUGUUUCCAUGGAGAAGAGCCACAUCGUGUCGACAGGUUCGCAUCUUCCGUUCGACCGCGUUCUCACCAAUAUAGGUGGACAUUAUAACGCCAACAAUAACGAGUUCGUGGCUCCUGUGACGGGGACAUAUGUAUUCACUGUAAACGCGGUCUGUGGGACGUACAGUUACAUGCAUAUAGCUUUGUACCAGAACGAGACCCCAGCGUUCAGGACGCUAUGCGACAACAGGACCGGGUCGUCCCAGCAACAGAGCGGGGGGAUCACUCCACUGCGUCUGACCAAGGGGGACAAGAUCAGUGUGAGGAUGGUGUAUCCCUUAGCAACGAGCAGCGAGGCUUAUGGGAGCGGUAUGACGUCAUUCUCUGGAUUUCUUCUGUAAUCACAUGAACAAAAUAACGCUUUGUGGUGAUAGCAUGAUACUCAUCAUAUUACAAAAAGUAGAUAUAUGACCCAUUAUUCAUUUAUUCUUACGCACAUUUACAAUUCAAUCCAGUACAUACAUUCCAUCUGAGUUAUAUAGGAUCUGGCACGAGUUGUCAUAGCAUACCAUAUUUUAUUAAACGAGUUCAGGAAUUUUGUUAGAAAGCGAGCCUUUUUGAUCACAUGCUUUUAAAUGAGCAAAUGAAAUAAAUAUUUACGCAAACAUAAUGAUAAAUCCCGAAUGUUGUUUACAUUUCGUGACGUCAUUUGACGUUGCAACGUCAAUUCAGCAAAAUUACAAAAUGCGAUUGGUCAAUAAACUAAAACAACGCCAAUUAAAACGCUUAAAAAGAAUAUUACAUAUGCGUAAGAUAAAAAUAUAUGCAAAGGUUAUAUUACACGGGAAACAGGGUAUGGCAUGUGAGUUAUUGAAUUAUUCGUAUUCCUCGUUUG
Molecule: messenger RNA, 1356 nt
Organism: Dreissena polymorpha
Lineage: Eukaryota; Metazoa; Mollusca; Bivalvia; Myida; Dreissenidae
Product: complement C1q tumor necrosis factor-related protein 2-like
Exons: 2
Coding region: 269-862 (197 amino acids)
Molecular function (GO): protein binding
Source: RefSeq, a predicted model, not a curated record